Molecule: messenger RNA, 753 nt
Organism: Trichoplax adhaerens
Lineage: Eukaryota; Metazoa; Placozoa; Uniplacotomia; Trichoplacea; Trichoplacidae
Exons: 6
Coding region: 1-753 (250 amino acids)
Cellular component (GO): Golgi apparatus
Source: RefSeq, a predicted model, not a curated record
AUGUUCCAAGGUUUUAUGAAUAAUAGCAAUUCUACAGACAAGCUGUUGGAUUACAUCGAUGAGCAAAAGGAGCAAAUAUCUCGUUAUGAAUCUAGACUUCGAGAUGUAAUUCGGGCAUACAAAAGUUUAGCCAAGGAAAAAGAGGCUCUCGAACGUUCAGUUAAAGUCCUCAGUCAUCGACAUAAUGAGAGACAGCAAAUGACUCCGACUUCGGAGGAAGCUAGCGAUCAAGAAAUAGCAAAAGGUAAUGAAGACGAAAUCGAUGGUAUCCUUAACGACAGUGAAGAAAGCAUAACUCCAAGAGGAAAUAAGGCAAGCUCAAUAGACAUUAUCCAAGUGGACGGUGAUGUAGUUCCAAAAUCUGAGGUUACAAAGCUAUCUGAACAGUUAGCAACAUUAAGUUCAUCAUUAGUAACUGUUUCUGAAGAGAAAGCGAAAAUAUCUGCUCGUUUUCAAGCUGAUAAAAAGCUGCUAUUGCGUGAAAUGGAACAAAAAACUGAAGAAUGCAAUAGAGUCGUAGAAGAAAAGGAUAAGCAUAUUAGUCAUGUAGAAGAUCAAUUACACGAAGUACGACAACGCUUAAAGCAAACACUUCAAGAACGGGAUGAAGAAAUGAUUACGCAUACAGAAGUAAUAAAGGAACUACAGCAAAUACUUGAAAAUGAACGCCAGAUAAAAGAUGAACAGAAAAAACAGAUUGAACACCUAGAGAAUCAACUAACUGUAAUGAAAGAUUCAAAAGAUGAAACGUAA